Molecule: messenger RNA, 1498 nt
Organism: Suncus etruscus (white-toothed pygmy shrew)
Lineage: Eukaryota; Metazoa; Chordata; Mammalia; Eulipotyphla; Soricidae
Gene: RHBDD2
Product: rhomboid domain containing 2
Exons: 4
Coding region: 3-1115 (370 amino acids)
Cellular component (GO): membrane
Molecular function (GO): serine-type endopeptidase activity
Source: RefSeq, a predicted model, not a curated record
AGAUGCCGCGCGGAGGCGGAAGGAGCCGUGGGCCGGCGGCGGCCAUGGCGGGCUCGCGGCUGCGCUGCCGCGGCUGGACCUACCUUCCCGAGGUGCCUUCGGCCACCUUCCUUACCGCGCUGCUUUCCCUCGUGGUGUCCGGGCCCCGCCUGUUCCUGAGUCCGCGGCCCCUGGCGCCCUCCUGCCUCUCGCUCCAGAACGAGGCGCUGCGCAACGGGCAAGUUCACAGGCUAGUCACCUACAUCUUCGUCUACGAGCACCCAGUGUCCCUGCUCUGUGGGGCUGCCGUCAUCCUGCGCUAUGGGGGCAACUUCGAGCGGAGUGUGGGCACCGUGCGCCACUGCUUCUUCACCUUGGUCUUCACCCUUGUGACGGCCAUCAUCUUCCUGUUGUGUGAGACUGUCAUCUCGCUGGUCCACCACGCAGAGGUGGAGGCCGCCGUCGGCUUCAGCCCUGUGGCCUUCGCCAUGAUGGGCGUCACGUCGGUCCGCAGUCGGAUGCGGAGGGUGUUGGUGCUGGGCAUCUUCGUGCCCACUGUGGUGGCGCCGUGGUUUGUGCUGUGUGCCUACUGCUUCAUCCCCCAGACUUCCUUUCUUGGAAACUUCUGCGGCCUUUGUGUUGGCAUUGCCUACGGUAUCUCCUACUGUUCCAUCGAUAUCUCGGAGCGCACGGCGCUGAAGCUGGACCGGAAGUUCCCCUUCUACCUGAUGCAGAGACUGUUCAUGGUCAAGUACAUCUCCAGCUGUGCCGCCGAGCGGAGAGCAGCCAACUGCCGCCGGAUCAAACCAACGCCUGGCUCCUACCCCACGCAAUGCAGCUGCACCCACAAGCCACUUAACUGCAUGCUGCAGGCUCAGCAGACCAGCGGGGUGCAGGGCCUUGUCCCUGGGAAUAUGCCCAGCCCGCCUCCCUACCAACCUGCCUUCAGCCCGAACUCUACACAGAACAAUGGUGGUCCGGCCCCUCACGUUCCAGGGGGCUACCCGGAUUUGACUGGGGUCUCCCUGGGAGUGCAGGCCCCUGCUCCCCUCAACUGCUCUGACGUGCAUUCUGAGAACCUGGUCGCUCCAGGAGCUGCAGGCCCCAAUGACUGUGCCAGGGUCCUGAUUUCCUGAGCCGCUUCUAGAACCCACUCCCCCGGGGCCCAUUGAGCCCCAGAGCUUGUGACCAGUUAUUUAUGGGAUGUCUCUACUGUACCUCACCACACCGCACCAUGACGCUAGCCCCUCAGCCUGUUUCAGGACUGCUUUUGUAGGGGACAGGGAUGCUAGCACUGUGAUUGUGUUGCACCUGGGACCAGUGGCGAUCAACACUCGAAUGUGGCUCCCAUCCCCUUCCGUAUGUAUGUGUGUGUGUGCUUGCGCUGCUCAGUUCUCGUGUCCCUGUGCCGUGUAUUUGCUCCAUCUUGUGUUGUAUUUCUCCUUCAAUGGCGCUCCAGCCCCCUAGAAGUGGUGAGGUGGGCUGGUGCCUGCUGCCUCUGUAUAAAGAAGCUGUCUCC